Messenger RNA from Pseudogymnoascus destructans, 993 nucleotides. RefSeq lists its product as uncharacterized. The transcript has a single exon. Gene Ontology annotation, cellular component: kinetochore. The record is from RefSeq and is a predicted model, not a curated record. Lineage: Eukaryota; Fungi; Ascomycota; Leotiomycetes; Thelebolales; Thelebolaceae. Gene Ontology annotation, molecular function: nucleic acid binding. Bases 1 to 993 code for a protein of 330 amino acids.
AUGGCAGCCUCAAAAUCUCCCUGUGCAGCUCCUCAGAGCCCCGAGGAUGACGAGGAUGACUACAUGUCUAUGACCAUCGCAGAGCCCACAGGCCCAAAAGUCAAAGAAACAUACACGCAACGCCGCCACCGCCUGCAACGCGAAGCAGAAGCACGCGCAUACACCAAACCCAAAGCUGAGCGCGAAGCUGACGAAGCUGCCGCCCGAGAAGAUGCCCUUCAGAGAUCGCUAUUGUCUCACCCGACGACACAGAAGUCCAAGGGUUUAGCAAUGAUGUCAAAAAUGGGGUUCACGCCCGGAAAGGCGCUGGGCAAGGGAGUCAACGCUGAUGCGCGGACUGAGCCGGUGGGUAUCAGUAUUAAGGAGGACAGGGGAGGAAUAGGUAUGGACAAUGAGAAGAAGCGCCGGUUUAGGGAGGAAGUCGAGAAGGAAGGGAAGAGAGUUAAGGCGGAUGAAGGAGAGUAUCGAGAGAGGGUCAGGCGCGAACGCGAGGAAGGUCGCCUGGAGAGCUUAAUUGGCACUGCAAUGAGAGUAGCAGAGCGUAUGACUAGUGAGAAAGAAGAAGAAUUGAGCACAGGUGGGGGUGGCGACACGGCGCUAAAGAAAGGUGCUCAGAGAUCAAAACCGCUGAAAACUAUUAACAUACUUUGGAGGGGCCUAGUGAGGAAAAGGGAGGAAGCAGAGAGGGAUAGGAGGAUGAGAUACGAUUUGCACCAAAGUCUUUCCAGGCUACCGACCUAUGAUGAUGACGACGAGGAUAAAGAUGAUAAGAAGGCCGUGGGAAAGACUCCCAUACGGUAUUCCUUGGUCGAAGAUCUGGAGGAAGAUGAUCCAGAAUUGGAAGAAUUCAAUGGCUUGGAGCCAAUGGAGAGGUUACAGAAGAUUGUCAAUUACUUAAGACAAGAGUAUAACUACUGCUUCUGGUGCAAAUACACAUAUCCCGACAAGGACAUGGAGGGAUGUCUGGGGUUGACGGAGGAAGACCAUGAUUGA